Messenger RNA from Pseudo-nitzschia multistriata, 2353 nucleotides. The record is from the annotation of a GenBank genome assembly. NCBI's taxonomy places the organism in Eukaryota, Bacillariophyta, Bacillariophyceae, Bacillariales, Bacillariaceae.
GCGCUUCGGACCAUAUUCAUACAGUGAGUGAAUUUUUUGAGAUAGGAUCAAUCACUUUGGAAUAUGAUCGCUCACGAGUUUGAUACGAGGCUAUCUAUGUAAACAAACAUGCCUAUCUCUAACUUUAUCUUCCCAAAAAAUACUUUCUUGCUUCACACACCGGACUUGCAAAGUUCUACGGUCCACAAAAUUUCCAUCCAACCACGUCCAACCAGGAUCUUCGCAAUACAGCACCGAACUUCAGCUCRUCUCCGUGGGUUGAAAAUCARUCACUAUAUUGGCACCCCAGCAUCUACGAAGAGACGCAAGGUGAGGAUGGGCAGAAAAUCUACACCCGUGUGAGCAAUCUGGAUACCAGCCCAUACUACCGCUGGGACAACAGCGUUCUUCCGAGGACUCAAGCCUUCCCUCCRGACUUUCGUAUGAUUGCCUUUAGUGAYCAAGAAGGUGCCRAUCGUGAGGGAGAUAUUGGCGGCAGUCUACUGGUCGAGUGCUGCAAUUUUCUUAGCGAGGACCACGAGGAAGAAGAGUGCACCACCACGAUGAAUACUCURGAGUUUCCCGAGUUGAAAUGCGACUUUCUUGGGAUUGGAUUUGCCAUGCCGACCUGCUGGGAUGAGUCCAAGGGCGUCGGAAUAGAAGAUCCUACSGGGCAUAUGACUUACACCACAAAUGGAGCUGUCAAUGGCCCGUGCCCCGAACCGUUUACCAAACGGCUCCCCCAGAUUCAGCUCUUUGUUCGUAUCAACGAUUACCGCGGCGACAUAAAGAAGUACACUCUUUCAAACGAUAGCAAUGUCUUCCACGUCGACUUCAUGAAUGGAUGGAGUAGGGGCAGCCUCGGACGAAUCCUAGAGGGCUGUGAUCCCACCGRCGACGAAGAGGGGUACAAUCCGCCAUGUGAUUGCACAGAGCAGUUCCUGACGCCAUCUGCAGAACCUGCCAAACAAGCUUGCGACGUUGACGUGAGGCAGCACAUUCUCGACGAGGAGACCAACAUCGUGGUAGGUGCCCUCCCGCGUGGCUCCUGUAGUAUAACGGAACCGAUCCUUAAGACCUGGGACCUCGAUCCUCCGUUCGACACUAGCCAGUGUAGCACUGAAAAUGAAGACGAAGAUGACAAUGAAAACGAGGACCAAAAUGAAGAUCAAGAUGAAAACGAGGAUGAAAAUGAAAAUGUGGGUGAUGAGGACGAGGACGAGGACGAGGACGAGGACGAGGACGAGGACGAGGACGAGGACGAAAAUGAAAAUCAAGAUGAAGACGAGGAUGAAAAUGAAAAUGAAAACGAGGAAGAGAAUGAAAAUGAAAACGAGGAUGAAAAUGAAAACGAGGAUGAGGAUGAGGAUGAAGAUGAAGAUGAAGAUGAGGAAGAUCAAGAGGAAGAUGAGGAAGAUCAAGACGUAGAUGAGGACGAGGAUGAAAAUGAGAAUGAGGAACAAGAUCAAGAGGAAGAGGAAGAUCAAGACGUAGAUGAAAACGAGGACGAAAAUGAGGAUGAGGAUGAGGACGAGGAUGAAAAUGAAAAUGAAAAUGAGGAUCAAGACGAAGAUGAGAACGAGGAUGAGAACGAGGAUGAGGACGAGAUCUGCCAGGACGAUCCUAAUUUUCUAUUUGCAGAUAAACCUGGCAAAGACUGUAAUUGGGUCAAAAAGAGCAAAAAGCGACUUUGUAAGAGGGGAAUUUUUGCCCCAAUUGUACACCAACACUGCCCAAUGGCCUGCGGUCUUUGUGAUGACAACGAGGACGAAGACGAUAUCGACAAUGAAAGUGAUAAUGACAAUGAUAAUGACAGCCCAGAUGACAAUAACAAUGAAAACCCAAAUGACGAGGACGAGACUUGCCAGGAUGAUCCCAMUUUCCUKUUAGCGGGAAAACCCGGAAAGGAUUGCGACUGGAUCAAAAAGAGACGCAGGAAAUUCUGUCGCCCAAAAGGACCUUUUGGCAAUAGUAUCGCCGAAUCUUGUCCAGUGGCGUGUGGCAAGUGUAACGAUAGCGACAACGACAUCGCCGACGACAACAAUGAAAAUGAUUCCUGUGAAAACGAUCCCAGGUUUUUAUUUAGGGGCAAACCUGGGAAAGACUGUGAGUUCGUCAAACGAAUGAUGACCCGCGGGAAAAGUACGAAAAUCUGCCAAAAGAAAUCGGUCCGCAAAGCGUGUCCGGUGUCCUGCGAUAUGUGCAACACUAACGAUAGAUCGAUCGAAGUGUAAACAAAAUGCAACUUAAUGGAAUAGAAUAUCCGUCUGGCACGAUAGAUUGGAGAACCAGGAUGACGAAGAUCCAAAAGAAAAAUUUUAGUACAAGUACUCAUGAUACAUUUUUAUAUUUAAAAUAACACGAACUAUUACGU